This is a messenger RNA of Schizosaccharomyces octosporus yFS286, 3734 nucleotides long. Its product is annotated as LEM domain-containing protein Man1. Lineage: Eukaryota; Fungi; Ascomycota; Schizosaccharomycetes; Schizosaccharomycetales; Schizosaccharomycetaceae. Gene Ontology annotation, molecular function: chromatin binding. Gene Ontology annotation, cellular component: nuclear inner membrane. The record is from RefSeq and is a predicted model, not a curated record. The coding region runs from base 885 to 3626 and encodes 913 amino acids. The transcript has 3 exons.
CUUCAGAUAGCCGAUAUUUGCUUAUAACCUUCGGUUAACCAAAUUUUUUCCAAGUCGUUUACUGAUUAUCGCAGUAAUUGUAUUCAAACUGGAAGUGGAAAACUUAAGACACCAAUACUGAACGUCAGUCAAAAAGGAAAGAAGGAGUAUGUCAUUCGACUUCAACGCUUACCAUUGAAGUACAAUUCCUUGUUGAAAGUCUUUGAAACGAAACAUUCCGAAGAACCUUCUGAGGAACCGCUCCUCUCUCUUCAUUUUCAUAAAAAUUAUAAUAGACAUCUUUGGCAAGCUAGAUCAAAAGAGGCUAACAAAUUUGAUUUCAUACCAUGUUCUUUGUUAGUUCCCUUUCAUUGUGUAUAUAGUAAGUGUUUGGAACAAUAACGCUGAUCUCAAAUAUGACAUCUGGCAUACUUAGCAUUAAGUCCUUCUUCAAUUCUCACUUUAUUGCCUUUCUCGAUAUCAUUCCAGUUCUAUACACCUAUGAUCCUCGAGUUUGAGGUAGACUAAUCCCCAUGGAAGAUAUGUCAAGAAAAGCGAAGGGAAACACUAACUGUUAAUCAAUUUACGAAGUCUAUAACAUUGGAAACAUGUUGAAAAAAUUCUUUGUUUACAGAACGCGUACGUACAGUCAGUUACAGUUAGGAACUCGGAAGCUUUGUAAUAAUUAUGACUUGAUCCUUAACAAUAAAUUUCUUACGAGAAUGAGAAUGAAGAGGAUUUAGAGUACAGAAGACAGAAAGAAUACAAUCCGCCUUAUAUAAUUUUGAUGUUAUUUAUACCCCCACCACCCCCAUGCAAGUUUGUUUUGAUUUUGGGGUAUAUGUUUACAUUCAGCUGAAUCUAUAGCUACCCUAAUCAAUCAUUGAAACAUUUAAAGGAAAGCUAUGGAGGGGGAUCAACAAUAUUUCGAUCCUUUAUUUGAUGCAUAUUCUCUUCGUGUAAUAGACCUACGUGAAAUUCUAAGUCGACACCAGAUAUAUUUCCCAUCCACGGCUAAGAAAGCACACUUGGUUGAAUUGUUCAACAAACUACGAAGAGUUAAACAUGGAUCUCUUUCAAUUGAUGAGCUACAAAAGGAAAACGCUCCUCCAAAUCGCAGUCCACGCCGGAAAUUCUUGGAAAUAUCUGCGAUGGACUCCGGAUUUGGUACUCCCUCAACUGCAAAUACAUCAAUGCGCAUUACGAGAAGCUCUGCUAGAGGAAUUGAAAACUCAGCCAGAAAGUUUCUUCCAUUCACACAAAGGAGCGAAAUUCUUGACGAGGAAGAAGUCGAAUUGUUGAAACAAGAAGAGACGCAGCAAAGGAGCCCUUUGUCAAUCUUUCAUACAGAUACCAAUCCAGUCUCUCCAAAACAUUACAACUGGGAACAACUAAUGGAUACUCCUGCAGUGUCGCACUUUUCGGAAGCCCCAGAGGUUUAUUCAGUUCAGCCAGCACGCAAUCCACAUUUUGAAAAAUCACAUGAAAAAUAUAAUGAUAAUGAAAACAAGUUUCUUGGAAGAUCAUCCAUUCCAACUGUUGAAAUCCCUGUUCAUUCGAGAUCGCCAUCCUCUUCGCAAACACUGUCUGCCAAUGUCGGAUUGAAACAAAAUUUAUCAUCUAAAUUACCAGAUUCUACAUUGUUAGCAAGUCCUACUCUUGCUGCGAAACCUGCAAGACUUCAAGGAAUCGAAACGCAGACGUCCCCAUUGUUCUUGUCCAAACAUCAAAAGUCAUCGCCGGAUACACAAAGCUCUUCUAACACAAGUAUUUAUGCAUCACCAUUGAAAUCACCGUCAAAGUUUCAGAAUUUUGCAAACCUAUUUCCAUCUCGUCGCACUCCCUUGGGAGAAACAAACUCGCAAUCCAUCACCCAAACAUCACCCCGUGAAUACUUCCAAUUUCGAUCUGAUAGUGAAGCCGAAUUUUCACCGACGUCAGUAAAAGCUUUUGUAAACAAAGAUAAUGAGAAAGUGAUCUCCUCGCCGGUCUCUAACUCUUCAUUAAUGUUCGCCAGUCAAUUAGAGAAUUUGUAUGCCAAGGAUCGAUCGCUUCCUGGAAAAGCACCUGUAAAUACACCUUCAAGUUUCUUUACUGUUGGAAAUCGGAUUCAAGAAACUUAUUCUCCUAACGAAGAAUUUGCCGAAAGUUUAUUUGCCCAGAAAGGUGUACGUCCUGACACAACAAAUCCGGUCCUCAACAACGUCAGUCUUUCAUCUACUGAAAACUCGUUUUUUGGAGAACAAGAAGAACCUUUAAAAAAAGGUUCUGAAACGUAUAUUAGCAAGAUGGGAAAAAUUCGAUUAUAUGGAGUGUUUCUGUCUGUGUUGUUUGUUGCGCUGUCCCUCGCAUUUUGGCAACAAGAAGUUAGACGAGUUGGAUUUUGUGAAAUUCCUGAGGAGCCGUAUCCUAGUUACAUAUCUUCCAUUAAACCAGAACCUGUUCGAUCAACUUUGCAGUCAGUGUACACUUAUUUAAACAUUCGAGGACUAAAAGCCAAGUGUGUGCCAUGUCCAUCCUCUGCAAAAUGUGGUAGAAAUAGAGAAUAUGUAUGUGAGAGCGAGACGAAGCAACAUACACCAUUCCUUUCACAUUUUGGAUUUAAGCCUCAUCCUAGUUGUAUUAGUAUCGGUUCUGUUACAGACCGUAUAGAAAGUAUAAUCAAGAGAUGCGUUGACAUGGUUGAAGAAUGGUAUACGCAAAAUGGAUCCAAGACUCAGAUAUCUCAUGGGGAAAAAUUAUCUCAAAAUCAUUUUCAUUCUUCAGUCAUUGACAAAUUCUAUGAAGAAUUUAAGGACAAAAUGGAUUUAGAAGUUACGAUGGACGAAUUUAAAGUUUACUUCAGACAAGCUCUAGAAAGACUUCAUAUUAUGAAGAGGAAAGAAAACAGAGUGCCGGAAAGCAUUCUGGUAAUAUAUUCGCACUUUAAAGAUGUGGCUAGCCAUCUCAGAGAUAUAAUAAACACCAAUGUUGUCGUUACCUCGAAAACUAUAAGCAACUCAAUUUCUCACUCGAUAAUUUCGUUGGUAUCAUCUAUACAUCAAAACGUUCCCAGAUUCGCCUUGAGGACAACAUUUCAAUCAAUCUACGAUAAUACUGGAAGUAUGCUUUACCAGUUGUCUACAAAUCUGAACAGAGUAUACUUUGAAUUGCUUGGAAAGAUCAUACGGUCAAUGAUGAGCCUUGGCGGAACCGGUCUUGAAUGGCUUGGGAAGAUGACACAGUUGCUUCUCAUACCGUUGAAAAAGUAUUCGAUGACGGCCUUGUAUGUUUUGUCCGCGUGUGUUGCUAUCCCAUACUUAUGGUCGUUGUUUAUUUCAUUUUACAGUACGGAAAAGCUUGUAAAGGUAUGCGUAAAACAUUGUGUUUCACGUUUGCAAGUUGCAAAGAAAAGUUCACUUAAAGAUGUUUCUAAUAAUCCACGCAUACAGUUGGAUGAAUUGCGCGCAGAGUGUUUCGUUUACCAUCCGGAACAGCUGAAAGAUCUCGAAUGUUUGAAAGACACAAGCAGUAUUACUCAGAAAAGAGUUUGGCGGCGAACCAUAGAAGUGAUUGACCAGAUGGUUAGUGUUCGGGUUUUUGACGAUAAGUUAACGAACAAGCGCGCUUGGGAAUGGAUUGGCGUUUUACCAGACAACGCGUAUUAAUGGUAUUUUAUCGGUUGGUAUUUCUAGGCUAGUAAGAAAGAUAAUUAGCAUUUAAAAAAUAGUAUUUAUUAGUUAUAACUUUGACAUAAACAACACAACAAUUGCGUG